AAAGAGGGUCAUAUUCUCACUCAGUGAGACUUUCCUUCUCUCACACCUGGUCCCCUCCUGUUCUCCAGCAUGGCAUGUCUGUGGCUCCCUGGAGGCUCCUGGAUGGCAGCUCUGACAGUGACACUGAUGGUGUUGAGCCCUCGCCUGACUUUAGCCAGGGACACCAGACCGCGUUUCAUGGAGCAGCUUAAACAUGAGUGUCAUUUCUCCAACGGGACGCAGCGGGUGCGGUUCCUGUUCAGAGACAUCUAUAACAGGGAGGAGGUCGUGCGCUUCGACAGCGACGUGGGCGAGUUCCGGGCGGUGACGGAGCUGGGGCGGCGGGACGCCGAGUACUGGAACCGCCAGACCGACAUCCUGGAGCAGAAGCGAGGCCGGGUGGACAACUUCUGCAGACACAACUACGGGGUUGGCGAGAGCUUCACGGUGCAGCGGCGAGGUGAGUGGGCCAAGGGCGGCGGUGUCU
Tupaia belangeri chinensis (Chinese tree shrew) is the source of this 466-nucleotide messenger RNA. Its product is annotated as HLA class II histocompatibility antigen, DRB1-4 beta chain. The record is from RefSeq and is a predicted model, not a curated record. Gene Ontology annotation, biological process: immune response; antigen processing and presentation. The transcript has 2 exons. NCBI's taxonomy places the organism in Eukaryota, Metazoa, Chordata, Mammalia, Scandentia, Tupaiidae. Gene Ontology annotation, cellular component: MHC class II protein complex; membrane. The annotation marks the transcript as partial.